AUGAGGGACUUUUCCAAUAUUCUUAUCCAACCAUAUUUAGUGAUUACGGAAGAGGGUCGUGUAAACCUGUCGCUGCUCAGCAACCAUCCCUGCGAGAGCCCCGCAAUCGGAGAUUUGGGCUUGCAAAGGUCGUCAGAACGUGAUUCAACCCUCGAUUCGGCACUCACAGAUCGACUAUUCCCCACUUCUGCCGCAGCGCUGACUAGACGAAAUCUCUCUUCCCCCAGCCUGGAGACCGGCUUCGGCUCUGUAUCUUGCACCAGCGUCAUGGCUACAUGUGAUGUCGGGGUCAGCAAGUGUGUCGGCACCAGC
Protopolystoma xenopodis is the source of this 312-nucleotide messenger RNA. The record is from the annotation of a GenBank genome assembly. NCBI's taxonomy places the organism in Eukaryota, Metazoa, Platyhelminthes, Monogenea, Polystomatidea, Polystomatidae.